AGGUAUGCUCUCUACUGAGUGCCAUUCUAAUCUUUAGUUUGAUCUGCAACAACACACCACAGACUGUUGGGUUGGUGGAAUCCUAAAUAUGGCCAUGUAAUUUGGGGAUUAAGGGAUCUGGAAUGAGAAAUUUACGUUUGGCACAUAAUUUAUACACUAUAACUUAGAAUAGUUUGCUGGAGUAUUUUCUGUUGCGAUUUUUCAUUGCUUAAAUCAUUGUAGUCUGACUCUGUCCUGUGUGAGUUUAAGAGUUUUCAAACCCUCAAUCUAUUACAAUACCCUACACAGUGCUGUGUCUGCCAGUCUACAAACAUUAGACUGGCAAACAAUGCACUGGGGCUGGUGGAUUACGUUGCCCAAUAAUACCUACUUAAUGCGGAUUUGAAGGAAAAAACAAUGUGUUGCCAUCCAGGAGGGUGCUCAGCAGCCUGCAAAGGGACAGAGGUUUUAAUGCUCAAAUAGCAAGUUGGUUUCAUAAUUUAUUAAUAGGCCUCAUGUUGAAACAUUUUUCAGUGAGAUUAGACGUGGUUUUAAGUAGACAAAGAAGACUUGUGGAAAUAAUGAACCAACUCCCUAAUCACUCCAAAUGUGGAGCACCCAAAUCCUGAAGCCAGGACUUCUCUCAUUUCACUCAGCGGUUUGAUUCUACAGGAGCCACCAAAACCGUACACUGACGCUCAUUUGAUUCCUUUCAUGCAGUACAGACGUAUUUCCAAUCAUCAAAUUUUGGGUAAUUUUUUCUACCGGAGCACUGCCAACAAGUUGGGGUCCUUGUUGGCAAGUAUUUGUGCUUCUGUAAUUUUUAACAUCGAUUCUUGAGGGAGAAUGGAUGAAAUCAAUCAGCUGUUAGGCAACAUACAACGUGUCCGAUCUGAAAGCCUCUGCAGCGAUGCCACACAGUCGACGGGCAGCAAGCUGGUUCUGCGCCAUCGGCUUAACCAGCUGUUGACCUGCGUGGAUGACUUGGACACCAAAGAUGAACUGCGUGAGAAAGUGGUCAAGACACUGGAUAACGCCUUCCUCAUCUUUGGCAAGAGAGCCAACACCCCGAAGAAAGGCCGUUUCAGGCUUCAAAUGGUGACGUGGAAUGUGGCCACAGCUGAUCCUCCAGACGACGUAACCUUGCUUCUCCAUCUGAACUCCCCAAAAAGCCCGGACCUCUACGUCAUCGGUUUGCAGGAGGUGUACUCAGGGCCACUGAGAUUCGUGUCAGAUGUUGUAUUCAAUGAUCCAUGGAGUCAUCUGUUUAUGUCUAUCUUAGCACCACGGAAUUACGUUAAGGUGUCCUCUAUCAGAAUGCAGGGUUUGCUGCUGCUCUUCUUCUCCAAACUGCAGCAUGUCCCCUUCAUCAGCAACAUCCAGGCCACAUACACACGUACAGGCAUUUUUGGAUAUUGGGGGAACAAAGGUGGUGUUUCCAUCCGUUUGUCUUUCUAUGGCCACAUGCUCUGUUUUCUCAACUGUCAUUUGGCUGCUCAUAUGAAAUAUGCCACUGAGAGAGUGGAUGAGUUUGAGUACAUCAUGGACACGCAAACGUUUGCAUGUAAAAAAACUCCAAGAAUUGCUGACCACAAUCUGGUCUUUUGGUUUGGCGAUCUCAACUUCCGAAUUCAGGACCACGGCAUGCACUUUGUCCGCACCUGUAUCAACAAUCAAACCUACAACCUGCUGUGGAGCAAAGACCAGUUGAUCAUGAUGAAGAAGAAAGAACAGAAACUUCAGGAGUUUGAGGAAGGCCCUCUGGACUUUCAACCCACGUACAAGUUUGACUUGAACUCUGAUACUUAUGACAGCAGGCUCUACAAGACAUGGUUUGGCUUUAAUGGAAAGAAACGCAAACCUGCAUGGACAGACAGGAUCCUGUGGCGGCUCAGGCCCAAAGACCUAACCUCUGAUAAACAAGAUGACAACUCGGAGGUAGUGAAGAAGGUCAAGGAGCUGGAGGAGGAUGAGGAGUACCCUCUGAGGAUUAGGCAGGACUUGUACACCAGCAACAUGGAGUUUAGCAUCAGUGACCACAAGCCUGUCAUUGGCAUCUUCACACUGGAGCUGAGGAAGAUGAACGAGACUCCUCUCGUGCAUCUGCAGGCGGAAGGCGAAUGGAGCGCAGACAUUGAUGCCAUGGUCCUUUACAGCCCUCUGCAGCCAUUCCCCUCUAGUACAUGGGACUGGAUUGGACUUUAUAAGGUUGGAUUCUCCAGUUUGACAGACUACAUCACCUACACGUGGGUCAAAGACGAUGAGGUGGCUUUCAAUGAAGAAGUCAUACAGGUUUAUGUUAGUAAAGAGGAAAUCCCUGUGCAGGGAGGAGAGUGUGUGCUGUGCUACUACAGUAAUACUCUGCGGGGCAUCAUUGGAAUCAGUGAACCAUUCAAGGUCCACGAGUCCAAGGUAGCCAAUGAGGAAGGCUUGCUACAUGACCAGAUUAACAGACUAGACCAAAUUGUAGCAAGUUAAGGUGUUUGAGACUGAUCUCCAGGAGUCAUAGCUGUGAUAUAGUGUAGAGAUGAAACAGUUUGGGCCUGGAUUUCCUGAACAACGACCAAGUUUUUCAUAACUGUGCUUUUUCACCUGUCAGUGAAAGAGCAGAUUAGGAAAUGCCCCACUGGCCUCUCUAAUGCUACUGGAGUGGCUACUUAACACCCCUGUGGUCAGUACACCUUUUUCUACAACUGGUUCCUAUGGUCACAUUCUCUCUAUGUGUGUUAACCAGAGGCUGAGCUCUGACUAAAGGCAAAGCAGAAAACAUUAAUCCUUCGCCCACUGACUGAAAACCUGAGACUGGGCACAUUACACUGGAAACUUAGACUUAAUUUGGCUUUAGUCGGAGCAAAGAACUGCCAGCUUUAUCUUGUGGGCUAAAAUGUGGUACAACAGUGAAUGUCAGGUGAAAGGAGUGGGUGCAUUCAGGUUACUUAAUGUAGUUUGACCUUUGUAUUUGGCCUGUUUAUCAAAAUGAUCUGCACAUGGAGUUUCAGCAGAGGCUGAGACCAGAGGUGAUUGUAUAUAGAGAUGGGCGACUUGUCUCUACUUCCUCCCCACAGUACAAAAAUGUAACCAAAAUAUCUCAGACACAGAGGCUUCUAUCUUGUGCUGGUGACGUUAACUAAAGCCAGAGUCUGUGCAGUAGUAUGUAGCUGCACUAUCAAGGUCAUGCUGAUACCUGCCCGACCAAUUGUAAAUCAAUCUCAGCAGUCAAUCAUAACAUUUCACCCUGUUUUAUAGCAUCAAUAACUAAUGAAUUUAUCAGAAAAGAAACACGUCAGUGGGAUAAGAACUACCUAAAAUUAUAGAAAUCAUCUUAAGGAACAUUUAUUUGGUGUGUGUUUUGACUUUUUAGCUUGGUCCAUUUCCCAGCUGCUAACAUGGAGGGUGUGUGUGUUGGUAACCUGCAGCCAGCCACCAGGGGGCAAUCAUAAGGUUUUGGCUCCACUUUUAAAAACUGUCAUGUCAUCCAUCUUUAUAUGUGAAGUCAUUGGCUGCGAUAUAAAGCUCAUUCAGCCUGUAAGAGUACUAAGAGUUCAGUUUAGACUCAGAGGCUUUGACUUUUACUUCCAGAUAUUUCAUAUCUUCCCCUGCUAUCAUCUCUAAUUUCCAUCUCAAAGUCACUCCUAAUAACUCCUGGACUUGCCUGAGACUCAUAACAUUUCAAAAUUUUCUUCAGUGUCAAUUGUAAGUCAAUGAUAUUUGUCUGAACACCAAUGGGUACAUCGCAAACAGGAAGUGUUAAUAUCUACUUCAGCAUAUACAUUUUGACGGUACUAAUUUCCCAAAAUGUAAACAAAUUCACUUUCAAAAUAACGGGUUCAAAUUGUAGCCUACAGGUAACUCAUUCACAUCUCGCACUUGAUUAAGUCUGUGGGGGGUGAACAGUGUUAGAUUGAAAAGCCCUGAGCUAGAUGUAAUGAAAAAGUAGUAGGGUAAGUAUGUUGUAGGAUGUGUUACGGCCUGCUGCUUUGUGAGAACAGUUCAAUGCAUUAGUUCAAGGUUAAAGGCUGUGUUAAUGAUCAAAAGUUUGAAAACCUCCAAAUGCUGUCAGAGCUGCCUUCAUGAGGCUGAAGGAAAAGCUGGAAGUUUAAGUAAGUUGAGAACAAACCUACUACAAUGAAUAAAAGGAAAAGGGAAAUGCAAAGUUAACAAAGCCCAUUGGCCAUUUGUGUUUACAAUUGCUAACAAGGUUAAUGCAUUGUUCACUGCUGAAGCAACUGUUCACUGCUGAAUUAGCAAACAUAAAGAGAUGGCUAUCGUUGAAUCACUCUCGUAACUAGUAUGUCUUAACUUAACUUAGGCUUAAGUUCCCAUGUGUUCAGUUGAGUCUGUCCUAAAGCUUUGAAUUAAAUAGGAUUUCCUGUUAAAGGGGAAAUCAGAGCUUCGUAUCUUUGGGAGAGAAUUGUCAAAAAGAACUGGUGUAUUUAAAAUUAAGAGCGAGUCACUGUAUAACCAGCAAAUGUUACCUCAAACUGUUGAAGUUUGUAGAACCACUGAACAUAAAGUUGUUCAGUCACAGAUCUCAUUACCACCAGGGAGCUGGUAGCUCUGUCAGCUGCCAGGAUCCAGAGUCUUAUAAAUGAGGAUUAAAUGGGUCAAAUAUCACGAUCUUCUACAAAACAUGUGAAUCACAGAGAGACAUGUGUGUGACAUUUUAUGCUCUUUGUUGAAUCUUGGCCUACUCUACUUCAAUGUGAGAGGAAACUGAAAUGGCACUUUUGUUUGGUGACCCCACACACUUCAGAGAUUUGACUGACGUGGUUUUAGGUACUCGAUAAUGACUGAAAAAACCUUUUUAAGGAAGAAAUGAAGUGAAAUUCAAAUUUAUGAAGUGAAGAAUUCCUUUAAAAAACGGAAGAUGAUCUAAUUUAAUAUGUUUCCUAUCCUGAAGUGAUUGCUGUGUUUUGAAAGCUGGACCUUUUUGUGGUUUUAAAUGUUUUUCAAUUGAAAUAUUUGUAGGUUAACAGAGUAGGUUACUUUGCUGUGUGAGUGGACUGUUCUAGGAAGAUAAGAAAAGAUGUAUAAGUUUAGAUUUUCUCCUCAUGGUAUUGUAAAAUAAACGUGGUUGCUCCUGGAGAACUUGAAAACAUAGAUAUAUAAAAUAAAACUUUGACUUUUUGAAGAUUGCUUAUGACUCAUUUUCAGCUUGCUGCCUCGUUAACCUACCAGCAUUUCUUCAGUUUUAUAGUAAUCCUCCCGUAGAAGUACUGUUUGUGGCAUCACAGUCAGAUGGACAACUUCAUAUGUUACACUGAUGAUUGUAAUGAAUAAGUACGGACAGCUUUACUCAUUAUUAUUAUUGGUGUGUUUUAAGAGAAAAAUUAGGAUUCAGCAAGUGCCUUUGAAAUGAUUGUCGCUUUACAUUUACUGUACUUUACUAUGCUGCUCAAUUUUGAUACAAUGUGUAUCAUUAAUAUACAUUAGAUUAUUUUAUCAUAACAUGGCGUGGUUUUAGGAGAGCUUUUGGUUUUUAGUAUUGCUGUUCUGAACUUUCCGCUCUCUUUUGCUGAAUGUUACUGGCUUGCUGAAAUGAAUUAUAUUAGCUGUUUAUUUUAUUUUAUUUUUUGAACUAAAGAGAAACAUAUUUUCUCAAGUAGUGAAGUAACGAAAUGUACUGGAACAGAACCAACAAAUGUAUGGUAAAUAUUAAAGUACUUAUAUAUGAUUA
Messenger RNA from Hippoglossus stenolepis (Pacific halibut), 5656 nucleotides. RefSeq names its product inositol polyphosphate-5-phosphatase Ka (gene inpp5ka). Gene Ontology annotation, molecular function: phosphatidylinositol-3,4,5-trisphosphate 5-phosphatase activity; inositol bisphosphate phosphatase activity; phosphatidylinositol-4,5-bisphosphate 5-phosphatase activity. Gene Ontology annotation, cellular component: plasma membrane; cytoplasm; endoplasmic reticulum. The transcript is spliced from 13 exons. NCBI's taxonomy places the organism in Eukaryota, Metazoa, Chordata, Actinopteri, Pleuronectiformes, Pleuronectidae. Gene Ontology annotation, biological process: negative regulation of phosphatidylinositol 3-kinase/protein kinase B signal transduction; negative regulation of peptidyl-serine phosphorylation; negative regulation of insulin receptor signaling pathway. Bases 826 to 2457 code for a protein of 543 amino acids. The record is from RefSeq and is a predicted model, not a curated record.